Teleopsis dalmanni is the source of this 1131-nucleotide messenger RNA. RefSeq names its product phospholipase A1 VesT1.02-like. Gene Ontology annotation, molecular function: lipase activity. NCBI's taxonomy places the organism in Eukaryota, Metazoa, Arthropoda, Insecta, Diptera, Diopsidae. The transcript is spliced from 2 exons. Bases 45 to 1091 code for a protein of 348 amino acids. The record is from RefSeq and is a predicted model, not a curated record. Gene Ontology annotation, biological process: lipid metabolic process.
CACGCGCACUCUAUGGGAGUCAAUAGUUGAAUUUAUUUGCCAUAAUGAAACUUAUUUGGGUUCUAGCACUUUUUGCUUUGGCAGCUGCCACAACUGCAUUCCCUGAGAAUGAUGACACUCACAUUCAUGGUGAGAAUGGUUGGUGGGUACCUCAAAAAGAUGGUUCCUACGUAUGGAUGGGCGAAGAUGAAGCUGAAGAUAUGCUAACUCGUAUGGAAGCUGAAGAAGAAUUCAAAGAACGCUUAUCAAUCUCCACCUCACCAGUUACUUUCUAUUUAUACACUGCAAAGAAUCCCAAGAAGGGCACCAAAAUCACCACUACCACAAAAUCCGUGAACAAAUCUAAUUUCAAUGCUGCAAACCCAACCAGAUUCGUUAUUCACGGCUGGACUCAAAGCUACUUGUCAUCCAUCAACAGCGAUAUCCGUCAAGCUUGGUUGAGCCGUGGUGAUUACAAUGUCAUCUUUGUUGAUUGGGCACGUGCUCGUUCAGUUGAUUAUGCCUCAUCCGUUUCUGCUGUCAGUGGUGUAGGCAAGAAAGUUGCUGCUAUGGUUGAUUUCUUGGUUCAAAACUAUGGUAUGUCACUCGAGACUCUUGAUGUCAUUGGUCACAGUUUGGGUGCCCACGUUGCUGGUUUCACUGGCAAGAAUGUUAAAUCCGGUCAAGUCCACACAAUUGUUGGUUUGGAUCCUGCUUUACCUUUGUUCAGCUACAAAAAACCAAACAAACGUCUUAAUUCAGAAGAUGGUUUCUAUGUUGAAUCUAUCCAAACUAAUGGUGGUCAACUCGGUUUCUUGAAACCAAUCGGCAAAGGUGCUUUCUAUCCAAAUGGUGGUGAAACUCAACCUGGUUGCGUCUUAGAUGUUACUGGUGCUUGCUCUCAUGGUCGCUCUGUCACAUACUACGCCGAAGCUAUUCAAAUUGAUGAUUUCGUAACAAUGAAGUGCUACGAUUAUGAGGAUGCUGUCGCUAAGAACUGUGGUUCAUCAUACAGUUCCGUUCGUAUGGGUGCCAUGACCAAUGCCUACAUGGUUGAAGGUGAUUUCUAUGUACCAGUUAACAGCAAAUCUCCAUAUGGUUAUGGUAACUAAGUUCCGUUUAAAAAAAUAAAAUCAUUAUUUAUAUAACAUA